Didymodactylos carnosus is the source of this 984-nucleotide messenger RNA. NCBI's taxonomy places the organism in Eukaryota, Metazoa, Rotifera, Eurotatoria, Philodinida, Philodinidae. The record is from the annotation of a GenBank genome assembly.
AUGGAAACAAUUCAGUAUCAUGUUGGUUUUAUUGUGUUAGGUUGUUUGAAAGGCACAUCAAGUGAAAGAGUAUUAUCUAGUUUGGGAUGGUUAAACCUAUGCGAUCUUUUUUACAUCAAUCGUUUACUACAUUAUGUAAAAAUUAUACGCGGUUGCACAGCUUCUAAUUUAACUGAGUACAUUCAGCGAAAUCAAAAUCAGCGAUAUAAUCUAAGAAGUGGGGGACGACUGGUAACAGUUGAACGCGUUAGAGAUUUUGUCACGGUAGCCACAGACGAAUGGAAUGCUUUCUUGAUAACAUUUCCAUCACUGUGUGUUUUAAAACUCAACACAAUAAAAUAUAUAGCCAUGGCCGCUAAUAAUUUAGGUGAUACAGAUGAUAUUGUUGAGUUACCCGCUAUACCAUCAUCAGCUCCCGAUUGGGUACAACAAUUACCAUCAAAUGGUCGAUAUGUUGAUCGUACUAAACUGUACGAUAUUACCGGUCAUUUAUUAUUUGAUAGUUUAUUAAAUGCAAAUGGUAUUCAACAUUUUUAUUAUUUUAUGAGUAGUGAUAAAGAAGCAAAACUUGUUGAAGAUGGAUUUAAAGAUGAAAUAAAAUCUGCUGAUAGUUGUAAUGGAAUGGAUGGACCAGAAGUACGAGUAGCAUUUCAAUUAGGUCAUGGUAUUUGUGGUCAUAAGGGACUUGUCCAUGGUGGUUUAACAGCAACCAUGAUCGAUGAAGUAUCGGGAGCAGCAGCAUUUGCUUGUGUUGGUCCAUCAUUUACGGCUAAUUUGAAUAUUGAUUAUUUGAAACCAAUAGCAACACCCAAUUGGGUAUUGGUACGUGCUCAUGUUAACAGACAAGAGGGACGAAAAGCAUUUGUUGAAUGUGUAGUAGAAAAUGGCGAAGGUAUUCAAUAUGCCAAAGGGCGUGGUUUGUUCAUUAAACCAAAAGUUAACGUUGAAGAACAUUUGAAAACACAUAGUGUCGAUAAUAAUUAA